Cryptosporidium muris RN66 is the source of this 408-nucleotide messenger RNA. RefSeq names its product Trm112p-like domain-containing protein. Gene Ontology annotation, molecular function: protein heterodimerization activity. The transcript has 3 exons. NCBI's taxonomy places the organism in Eukaryota, Apicomplexa, Conoidasida, Eucoccidiorida, Cryptosporidiidae. Bases 1 to 408 code for a protein of 135 amino acids. Gene Ontology annotation, biological process: tRNA methylation; rRNA (guanine-N7)-methylation; peptidyl-glutamine methylation. The record is from RefSeq and is a predicted model, not a curated record.
AUGCGUCUAUUAACUCACAAUAUACUGAUGUGUAACAGAAAAUGUUGUAAAAAUGGUUUUCCAUUAGAAAUAAAGCUGAGAGGAGAUAAAGAGGAAGCUACUUCACAGUUAGAUACAUAUUUCUCUAGGGAACAAAUCCAAAGUAUGCUUGAAAAAUUAGAUUGGGAAGUUCUAGUUAGUACAGCUGCUAAAUUUGAUAUUGAAUUACCAAUAAGCUAUAAUUUAGAGGACAAAAAUGAUGAUAUAUUUUUAAAGGCAGUUCAUAAUGCUAUUAUGAAUUUUCAAAUAUUAGAAGCUGAUCUUAUAUGUCCAAUUUGCAACCAUAAAUAUACAGUAUCAAAGGGAGUACCUAAUAUGUUAGACCAAGAAAACAUUAUAAAUAAUGUAGAUAUUGAUAUGAAUAUAUGA